This is a messenger RNA of Cucurbita maxima (winter squash), 771 nucleotides long. RefSeq names its product thioredoxin H-type-like. The coding region runs from base 217 to 555 and encodes 112 amino acids. The record is from RefSeq and is a predicted model, not a curated record. NCBI's taxonomy places the organism in Eukaryota, Viridiplantae, Streptophyta, Magnoliopsida, Cucurbitales, Cucurbitaceae. The transcript is spliced from 4 exons.
UUGAUGCUCUUCUCCUUUUUGCUUUCAUCUUAGUUGUGUUUGGUCUGUCAACGCACUUCCAUCGUCGGGCGUUUCAAGACUUCUGUUGUAGGAUCUCUCAAUGCUUUCCCAAUGGUUCGAUUCCAUAUGCACCGCAAAUGAGGCUUCCCUAUUGCUCGUUCAUUUCCAUGUCUUCUUUUACUUCUACCGCUUUAAAUUGAGCCAUUUAGAUAGAACAUGGCGGAAAACAGCGGAGUGAUUACGUGCCAUACCGUUGGAUCAUGGAAGCAGCAGCUCCUCAAAGGAAAACAAUCCAAUAAAUUGAUUGUCGUGGACUUCACUGCCGCAUGGUGCGGUCCGUGCCGUGCCAUCGCUCCAGCUUUUGCAGAGUUGGCUAAGAAGAUGAGUAAUGUUAUAUUCUUGAAGGUCGAUGUUGAUAAAUUGAAUACUGUUGCUGCGGAAUGGGGAGUGGGUGCUCUCCCUUGUUUCAUGUUCUUGAAGAAUGGGAAGGUGGUGGCCAGGUUUGUCGGUGCAAGAAAAGAUGCAUUGCAGAAAAUUGUUUUACAGCAUGCCUAAUGGGAAGUCCAUGUUGAGGAGAUAUCAUCAUCUGUUCUUUGGAUUUCAUUUGAAGAGAAAGGUGCCACCUUUCCCCAGUUGGUAAUAAAUUGAUGCUUUUGGUUAGCACAACUUUGAUCUUUCUUGUGUUUGAUUGUUUUUUGAUCAGUUUACUAUUUCGAGGCUACCAGGCUUGUUAUGUAAUAAAUGAGCUCUUUUUCUUUUGUUGAACAAAAA